AUGGUUCAUCUGUCCGCUAGCUCUCUGCUAUUGGCGGCUGGUAUCCUACCAAAUCUCGCAUUGGGAGCUGGAUUGGAUACUGCUGCGGUAGCUCUUGGCAAGCUCUAUUUCGGAACUGCCACUGAUAACCCCGAAUUGACGGACACUGCCUAUGUCACGCAGCUCAACAACACAAAUGACUUUGGUCAAAUCACCCCUGGUAACUCACAAAAGUGGGAUGCAACGGAGCCAACCCAAAAUACCUUCACAUUCACCAACGGAGACACCAUUGCCAAGCUGGCUGAGGCGAAUGGCCAGAAGCUGCGAUGCCACAAUCUUGUGUGGCACAACCAGCUUCCAAGCUGGGUCACCAGCGGCACCUGGACGAAUGCGACGCUGGUUGCAGCUUUGAAGAACCACAUUACCAACGUCGUCACCCAUUAUAAAGGGCAAUGCUACGCAUGGGACGUCGUGAAUGAAGCUCUCAAUGAGGACGGAACGUAUCGCACGAGUCUGUGGUACGAGACCAUCGGCGAAGCUUAUCUCCCAAUUGCAUUCGCAACCGCCGCCGCCGCGGACCCAGAUGUCAAGCUCUACUACAACGACUACAACAUCGAGUACUCCGGCUCCAAGGCCACCGCCGCAGCCAACAUUGUCAAGUUGAUUCAAUCCUACGGAGUCAAGAUCGACGGAGUCGGUCUGCAAGCUCACUUCAUCGUCGGCAGCACCCCUAGCAAGAGCAACCAGGCCAGCACGAUGGCCACCUACACAGCUCUGGGCGUGGAAGUUGCCAUUACCGAGCUCGAUAUCCGAAUGACGCUCCCAUCCACCGAUGCUCUGCUUGCCCAGCAGUCGACCGACUACAGCAACACCGUCGGCGCCUGUGUUGAGACUGAGGGCUGCGUGGGUGUCACCAUCUGGGAUUGGACUGACAAGUACUCCUGGGUUCCAAGCACUUUCUCGGGACAAGGUGCUGCUUGCCCUUGGGAUGAGAACUACGCCAAGAAGCCUGCGUACACUGGCAUUCUGACUGCUCUGGGAGGUACGGCUACCGCUACGUCGACGACUACUUCCGCGACUGGUGGAAGCACUACCAGCACCACCACCACUUCUUCUAGCACCAGCACGUCUACGGGCGUUGCGGCGCAUUGGGGUCAGUGUGGUGGCUCGGGAUGGACUGGUCCUACCGUUUGUGCCACUGGAUAUACCUGCACCUACUCCAAUGCCUGGUACUCGCAGUGUCUUUAG
Penicillium cataractarum is the source of this 1227-nucleotide messenger RNA. RefSeq names its product putative endo-1,4-beta-xylanase. NCBI's taxonomy places the organism in Eukaryota, Fungi, Ascomycota, Eurotiomycetes, Eurotiales, Aspergillaceae. The record is from RefSeq and is a predicted model, not a curated record. Bases 1 to 1227 code for a protein of 408 amino acids. The transcript has 5 exons. Gene Ontology annotation, cellular component: extracellular region. Gene Ontology annotation, molecular function: hydrolase activity, hydrolyzing O-glycosyl compounds; cellulose binding. Gene Ontology annotation, biological process: carbohydrate metabolic process.